Messenger RNA from Arachis duranensis, 1155 nucleotides. RefSeq names its product 30S ribosomal protein 2, chloroplastic. Bases 115 to 864 code for a protein of 249 amino acids. Gene Ontology annotation, cellular component: cytosol. Lineage: Eukaryota; Viridiplantae; Streptophyta; Magnoliopsida; Fabales; Fabaceae. Gene Ontology annotation, molecular function: mRNA binding. The transcript is spliced from 4 exons. The record is from RefSeq and is a predicted model, not a curated record.
AAUCAUUUCCGAUACUAGAAGGAUAAAAGGAUAAAACCUCUGAUGACGCUGCAAACAGCAAAAACCUCCAUUCCUUCUUUGCUUUCCUAAUUUCUUUUCAUAAUUCACACAACAAUGGCUACCUCUAUGCUCUCACCACCGAACCUUCUGUCCCUGGCAGCCCCAUCACCAAGUUCCUCGUCCUCAACCUUAUACUUUAAACCCGCCACCCAUCUCUCGCAGCCAUUUUCUCUGAAGUUGGUGCCUUCUAAACGCAAUCGGAGACCCUUUGCGGUGGCCGCAGAGGAAGCCGCGGUCACUACAUCGGUGGACCCUAAAUCGGAGGCUGCAAGGAGGCUCUAUGUUGGCAACAUUCCUCGUACUGUCACCAACGAUGAGCUCAAGAACAUCGUUGAAGAGCAUGGCGCUGUUGAGAAAGCUGAGGUUAUGUAUGAUAAAUACUCUGGACGGAGUCGUCGCUUUGCAUUUGUUACGAUGAAAACUGUUGAGGACGCAAAUGCAGUUGUUGAGAAACUUAAUGGCACUGAAAUCGGAGGACGUGAGGUCAAGGUAAAUAUAACCGAAAAACCUUUAUCAACAGUAGAUACAUCUUUCCUUCAGGCCGAGGAGUCCAACUUUGUUGACAGCCCCCACAAGGUAUAUGUGGGAAAUCUGGCCAAGACAGUAACAUCAGAUACGCUUAAAACUUUUUUCUCUGAGAAGGGAAAAGUUCUUAGCGCCAAGGUCUCACGGGUUCCGGGGACCUCAAAAUCGAGUGGCUAUGGUUUUGUUAGUUUUUCUUCUGAUGAAGAUGUUGAAGCAGCAAUCUUGUCUUUCAACAAUGCCUCACUAGAAGGGCAAAAAAUUCGUGUGAAUAAGGCUUAGAGAAUUAAUCAGCAGUGUUUUGAUCCCAGGCAAGUACAGAGUAUGUUGUUGUGUUAAGCUGAAGUCACAGAAGAAUUCUAUUAUUUCCCCAUCUUGUAUAGCAUAGACCUCAUCAUCUUCAGUUGUUAAGGUUCUCAUAAGACAUGAGAGUAGCGUAGCGGUCAAAAUUUUCAUUGCAGGUGGUGCGCCUUUACUCCUAUGUAUUGCAAUCUCACUACUUUUUCAUGAUUUAUGUUGCUCCUCCUUUAUCUAUGGGAAAAAAGAAAAAUGUUGCUCCUUUCUCUGAUUUAA